CAAACUUAAACCAGGAAGCCAUUUUUCAAGAGCGACAGAGGGAGAGGGAGAAUGGCACAAGCUAUGGCUUCAAUGGCAGGCUUACGUGGAAUCACUCAGGCCGGCUUGAGCGAAGCUGAGCUUAGUGGGCAGAGCAGGCUGACAGGCUGCCCAGGGAGCAGCCGUUGUGGUUGUGGGCGAGCUGGAAUUAGGGCCCAACAGGCGCAGAGGGCGAGGUUGCGGCCCAAACAGGGAGGAGGAGUUGUGCUUGGGCUGGUUGCCCGCGGACUGGCCGGUGGUCUUUUGUUCAGGCCGUGCUGUGAUGCCAAGUCCAUUAAGUUGGGCCACCCCUCCACCCUCGGUGGACUUCCCGGAACAUUGAACUCAGAUUGAACAAGAGACUUUGAUCUCCCACUUAAGGACCGAUUCUACCUCCAACCGCUCCCACCAGCAGAGGCUGCAGCAAGAGCCAAAGAAUCCGCGAAGGACAUCCUCAGCGUCAAAGAGCUCAUCAACAAGAAAGCGUGGCCCUACGUAAUGAAUGACCUCCGCCUCAAGGCCUCGUAUCUCCGUUACGACCUCAACACGGUGAUUGCAGCAAAAUCCAAGGAAGAGAAGAAACCCCUCAAGGAACUCACAGGAAAGCUCUUCAAUACUAUUGAUGAACUUGAUCAUGCGGCGAAGACUAAGAACGCUGAAGAGGCAGAGAAGUAUUAUGCAGCGACCAAGUCGGCUCUGGACGAUGUCUUUGCCAAGCUUGGUUAGAGGAAACAAAUUUAUGUCUGUAAUGUUAUCUUUCAGUUUUCUUUGUCUAUAUAAGAACUAAGUCCAAUUUGUGUGAUUUCUGGUACGUUUGUCUCAAGAAAUUUGUGCUUGUGGCAACAUUCAGAUCUUGCAGCUCAAAGACAGGGUAACAGGAAACAACUUUUGAGAAGCUAUUAA
This is a messenger RNA of Asparagus officinalis (garden asparagus), 921 nucleotides long. RefSeq names its product oxygen-evolving enhancer protein 3-1, chloroplastic-like. Gene Ontology annotation, cellular component: photosystem II oxygen evolving complex; photosystem II; extrinsic component of membrane. Gene Ontology annotation, biological process: photosynthesis; photosynthetic electron transport chain. The record is from RefSeq and is a predicted model, not a curated record. NCBI's taxonomy places the organism in Eukaryota, Viridiplantae, Streptophyta, Magnoliopsida, Asparagales, Asparagaceae. Gene Ontology annotation, molecular function: calcium ion binding.